Messenger RNA from Labrus mixtus (cuckoo wrasse), 5598 nucleotides. Its product is annotated as microtubule-associated tumor suppressor 1 homolog. The transcript is spliced from 18 exons. Gene Ontology annotation, molecular function: microtubule binding. The record is from RefSeq and is a predicted model, not a curated record. NCBI's taxonomy places the organism in Eukaryota, Metazoa, Chordata, Actinopteri, Labriformes, Labridae. The coding region runs from base 620 to 4372 and encodes 1250 amino acids. Gene Ontology annotation, cellular component: nucleus; cytoplasm.
UCACAUUUAUACACAGCAGAGAUGGGAUAAGAUACUACGCAUGAACGUGCAGAGCAGUGCAGUGUCGGCGCGUGUGUGUGUGUGUAAAGAGGUGGAUGAAGUGUGUGUGUGUGUGUGUAUGUGUGUGAGAGAGAGAGAGAAAGUGGACUGCCAGUCCUGCCAAAUGCAUGCCAGUGUGAAGUAACUAGAGUGAGCGAGCUGAUGUAGCUUCCAUGACUCUUUUCCUGGAUGUUUUGUUUCAGCUGUGCAGCACGAGAAAGAGACAGAAAAAUUACGUCAACAGCCUGUCCUUAAAAUGAGGAAUAUUUUCUUCAUGUAUCAAACGAGGAUCCUGGCCUUUUAAAGGAAGACUUUUUUAAAGUUCUGCACUCACAAGAACAAGAGGAUUGUUUUUUCUCUCCAAGAUAUGAUGCAACCUUUAAAGCCUAAACCUGAGACUCUGUGACGUACUAAAAGAUUGAACAAAAAAUAUAGACGCUGAAAUAAAUGCAAUACAUGUCAGAAGGAAACGACUUUUGACAUUUUGUCAGCUGUCAAUGAAAAGAGUAUAAAGAAGACAUUUUUUUUGCGAACCCAAAAAAAAAGGAAACGAAAGGUGCACCUUCUUCCUGACUCAGACAUGAGUGUUUCACGGCCCUCUGAGGGUUUCUCUGUCCGGGGGAAAACUGGAUCCAGCAUGAGGCUCCCUCUCCACAGCGCAGGAGAUCACAAUGGAAACGCUUUCCCAAUUUCCUCCUCCUCCUCCUCCUCUUCCUCCUCCUUUCUGGGGGAGUUGUCUCCUGAGUCCCUGCGGAGUCUGAGCAGUCUCAGCGGGGGCCGGACCGACAGCCCUCUGGAUUAUGACAUGUUCGAGGUCACUCUGGUGACCACAGUGAUGACCAAAGCGGAUGAAAUGACGGGUGUUGUCGUUUCAAAGUGGGUGCCUGAGGAAGAGGAGGAGGAGGAGGAAGAGGAGGAGAGGAGUGAAGUGGAUAACAGCGAGGAUGUCUCUGCAGGUAAGAUGCACACAGCAGCAGAGGUGACAGAAUCCAACGAUAACUCUGUGUCCAUUUACCUGGACGCAAACGGUGGCGAGUCACAGUACGACACCUGUAACAACAAAAUGAUGCUCGCCCUGACGCUAAUGGCGAACAGCGGAAGUGAAAGCAGCGAGAAGAGAAGGCACGGCUCCUCAACGCCUGACUCUGAAGCAACAGAAAUCCCUGCAGAUGAUGAUGACGAUGAUUAUGACGAUGAAGAGGAAAGUUUAUUUCUCUCUGUGAGCUCUGACGUCGGUGUGCGGAGAAGCAGCACGACAUUCACAAGCGUCACAGCUUGUGAGCUCCAGGUGGAGGGGGCUGCGUUUGAGAGUGUUGCUGAAUGUGAGAGGUCGGAGACGGGGUUAGAAGAGUUCAACGUGGUCUCGCCUCUCUGUGCUGAGCCUCUUCCAUCUGAGGCUCCAAAUGAAACCCUUCAGAGUCCAGCUCCAGAGGUUAAUGACGUCACAUCACCUCCAACUGAGGAAGCUGAAAGAUGUGAAGUAUCCACCAAAAAAACCCAACUGAACACCAGAGCAGCAAAAACCAAACCAACAAAUACAACUUCAAAUGCUCCAAAAACAGCAACAUCCACAGCGGCCAUAAGAUCCAGUCAGGAGGCGAAGAGAGUCUCCAGACCGGAUCUAACGAAUGUAAAGGCCAAAGUGGGGUCUCGCUUGAACACGUCUCCUACUAAAACACCAAUCAAGCAGAACAAAUCUGCUCCAGCCAACUUGAAGAGAGUGGCUCCCAGGAAGGAUGAAAAACUUAAAGAGGAGGGCGAGAAAAAACAAAGAUCGUCAGCAGGUCCAGUCAGAGUCGCCGGCGUGAUGAAAUCCGUCAGAGAUAAAAGCAGCAACCUCAAAAGCAACCAACGGACGACGUCUAGUGACUCCGCUCAGCCGGAGAAGAAGAGUGUGCCCAUCAAUCAAAAACUGUCUGCCUCUACCAGCUCUCUGGGGUCUGAGGAAGGACCCCCAGGCCCCCACAGGAGGGCUGUCCAGGACGUGCCUGAUGAUGAAGGUGUGGGGACUAAAAACAAGAUGAAAGAGUCUCAUGGAGAGUCUGCAGUGGAGAAACAGAGGACUCCUAUCAGGAAAGUCUCAUCCAAGCUGGGGCCCAAUGCCAGGCAGCAAGGGAGUAAGGGGACCUCUGGACAGGCUCUGCCUCCUCCAGGGUCAGGGACUGGACCUCCAGGGACCAGACAGACCCAAAGUGAGGGCUCCACGCUGAAGGAAGGAGGACAGAGCGGCGGGGGAGGAUCUCCAACCAGACGGAGGCCGAGUCACAGUCAGAGUCCGGGUCUCCCCAAACCUCGCACAGUAGCAGAGAAAGCAUCCACAGCAGCUUCCCCUAGUCCCACUACGUCCAACUACAAACCGACAACCAAUCAGCAGCCAGCGUCGGGGACGGGUGGCAGACCUGCCGCACCGACCACCGCAUCAAAACUUCCUGUUAAAGGAUUAACAACAAGUCUCAGCUCCUCCUCACUGGGAAGCAACGAGAACAAUGGAGGCACGAAAGGACCAACAGGGACAAAGCCAGAUGAGCGACCCAGCAGGAGCACUCUCCCUGAGGGCAGCCAGAGUGCAGCAAAGCCCCUCGUCUCCACCAGCACCAGUACUCCCAGUGAAGCAGCUCCCAGUACAAACAGUGGAGUCACUGCAGCUCUAAAACUUCCUGCCAUGAGGAGCAGAGCUCUGUCUCUGCAGGCCAGGUCCCCUGCUACAGGUCUGAAGGCCCCGUCUGUCACCAACUACAUCACGGCAAAGACGUCAGCCACCAAUCAAACGGCAGCCAAGACGCCUCCUGCCGCCGGGCAAUCGCUCGUGAAGCAGGCAUCCCAGAAUCCCUUGCAGAGGAGGGGCUCUGCGAGGCUCAGUCGACUGAACAGCACAGUGGACAAAAACAAACCUCGGGAUGUUCCUGCAAGACCCACAAACACCAGCAGCGGCUCACAGGGAGCAGAGCCUGCAGGAGGAAACAACCAGAACCAUCAGCAACCUCCACCAGAGGUCCCAGAAGUGGUGAAAGCUAACACACCAGUGACACCAGUACCUGCCGCUGAUACCACCACCACUACCACCGGGUCAGGAACCACCGGAGCCUCUGGUCUGGGGUUCAAAGCCAGAACAGGGUCACGGUCCAGCCCCAGAACUGGAUCCCGACUGCAGACUUCAUCGAGGCCGGUCUCAGCCGGAGCUGUUGUUGCGGGGGAUGGGGCGGUGCAGACUAAACCAAACCAGAGCAAAGAGCAGGCGGAGAAGAAGAACCAGGCCAUCAACCAACUGAGGAAGCUGCUCAUCCAGGGGAACAAGAAGGUGGAGGCUCUGGCUACAGUCAUCCAACAUCUCUUCACUGAGCGUGAGGAGUCCAUGAAGCAGAAGAAGGAGCUGUCACUGGAGCUGGCAAACCUCCGAGAUGAGCUGGUGGCGUCAGCUCAGUGGUGCAAGCAUCUGCAGAAGGAGAAAGAGGAGGUGCGUGCCAGCCUGGAGGAGGCCCUGAAGAGGCUGGAGGAGCAGCACAAGGGGGAGCUGGUGCAGCUGGAGGACAGAUUGAGGAGUUUUUACCAAACAGAGUGGGACAAAGUCCACCAGACGUACCAGGAGGAGGCCGACAAGUGCCGCCUGCUGAUGGAGCAGCAGGUGGACGAGCUGAGGAGCCGACAAGAGACGGAGAGGAAGAACCAGGAAGUGAGUCACAGCCAGAACAUGGAGUCCCUAAAACUGGAGUAUGAAACAUCUAUAGGAGAGCUGAAAAGGAUUCAUCACACAGAUCUGGAGAAUCUCCAGAAAGCGGUGAAGGAGACUGAAGCGUCGCUCACUGAGAAAGUAUCGGAGCUGUCGGCAGAAAAGGAUGCUCUGAACGAGAAGCUGAAAGCAGAAGAGGAGAGGAGGAGACACAUACUCAGCGACAAGAAUCUGAAGGACUCCCACACGGUGUACCUGGAGCAGGAGCUGGAGAGUCUCAAGGUGGUGCUGGAGAUCAAGAACACCCAACUGCACCAGAAGGACAAGAAGCUGAUGGAGAUGAACAAACUGGUGGAGACUAACGUGAAGCUAGAGGAGUGUUUGAAUAAGGUCCAACAGGAGAACGAGGACUACAGGGCCAGGAUGGACAAACACGCAGCUCUCUCCAGGCAACUGUCCACCGAGCAGGCCAAACUCCAGCAGACGCUGCAGAAGGAGUCCAAGGUCAACAAGCGUCUGUCCAUGGAGAACGAGGAGCUACUGUGGAAACUGCACAACGGAGACCUGCUCGCCAGUCCCAGCCGCCGUCUGUCACCCACCUCACCCUUCGGCUCGCCCCGGAACUCUGCCUCCUUCCCCACAGCUGCACCCGUAUCGCCGAGAUAACCCCCGACAAACGACGAACACCAUCCCAUCCCUCUGCUCAUCGACCUCCUGACUCGAAGACUUCCGUCUCAGCGGUGUCGUUGGAUGUUGGUGUUGAACUUGUAAUUAAGAAAAAAAAUUAUAUUAAAGACUCUUAUUUUGAAAGUGAAAUGACAUUGCAGUGGCACCGAUGCACUUAAGUGUGAGCGUGGGACUAGCCUUGCUCUCUAUCAAGAGCCUGUUCUCCCACAAACUUUUCUUCUUUUUCUGAAGAAAACCUAAACAACAGGCACAUCUCAGGGUCUGUACAUAUCGCCUCACUCUCGUUGUGACUAUCCUUAAACGUUUUAUUUUGGUUGUUAUGUUGUAAAGUUAAAGCUCAGCUCAUCCUUAUCGCUCAUUAUAGCCUCUUUUUUGAAGGCGCAGGGUGAGAACAAACCUUGGAUUUGAGGCGUUUGUGGAAACAGACUCUGAGUUGUUUGGGUUUGGUGAAUCAUAAGGCAAAAAGGAAGAGGUACUUUUGGUGGAUUAGCGUGGAUUCUUUUUUUUGCCUUUUUCCUUCUUUUAAAGAGGACGUUAUUUCUCCCCAAAGAGCGAGGCUCAAUCAUGGAUCUGCUUUGUAUCUCUGGAUGAAGCACACGGACUUGAUGUGCUCCUGUUGGAGGAAACGAGAACAAAUAUUCAGUUUGUUGAUCCGAGGAACUUUCCUGAAUUACUGACAUGAACCUUUGAUCCAAUGGAUGUCUGUUCCUUCUGUGAGCUCCUCACAACCUCUACCUUAAUCUACUUUGUGGAAUGUAAUCACCCUUGGAUGUUAAAUCUGAGCAGGCCAGUGCAGACUCUCUCACACACACACACACACACACCUUCUCAGAGCCAAAUAUGCAGUUUAUUUAAGUGUUCAUCCCCCUCCUCGGCUCUUAUAUCCCUUCAUCUCUUUUUAGUAAAGACACACAAUCCCACACAUCCUCUGAAAACGCCUUGUGCCCAAAGAGAAAUAAGACAAAGUUGAACCAAUGACUGAUCAUUUAUUUAUCCGUCUUUGCUUUGAGUCACUUAUUCAAUCAUCAGUGAUCAUUUCCACAGAGAAAUCUCCCUUAAACCAACACUCUGGUUUGACUAAUCCCAACAAAUAAAACUUUGUGUGUCUGGUGUUCAUCCUGGAAACCUCAGAUGUACCCGUAUUGCCUCAGUGUACCAUGUUCUGCUUUACUUUGGACACAGAAUAAAUACAGUAUGAAAUAUGA